AUGCGGUUAGCGGUCAUGCUCGCCGCCAUCUACGCGACGACAUCGAUGCCGACGCGGAAAGAGUCUUCUGAAUCCAUGGAAGACGACGAUGAUGGUGAGGAAUGGGAAUGCGGCACAGACGCCUUCAGCAAGUACAUCAGCGAGAAUCAAAUAGAACUCGAUUGUCCACAUUUGAAGAAAAAUGUUAAUGGUUGCUGCAUAAAGCAUGACAAAUGCUACGAUGAUCAGCUGGGACGGAAGUUCUGUGAUGACACGUUCUGCGGAUGUCUUGAGGUCGUUACUAAUGGAUCGGAAAUAUGCCAUCGAGAAAACAGUCCACUUUUCUGCGGU
Molecule: messenger RNA, 330 nt
Organism: Ostertagia ostertagi
Lineage: Eukaryota; Metazoa; Nematoda; Chromadorea; Rhabditida; Trichostrongylidae
Source: the annotation of a GenBank genome assembly